Molecule: messenger RNA, 3019 nt
Organism: Dacryopinax primogenitus
Lineage: Eukaryota; Fungi; Basidiomycota; Dacrymycetes; Dacrymycetales; Dacrymycetaceae
Product: mitochondrial carrier
Exons: 18
Coding region: 34-1845 (603 amino acids)
Biological process (GO): transmembrane transport
Molecular function (GO): ATP transmembrane transporter activity; calcium ion binding
Source: RefSeq, a predicted model, not a curated record
UUUAUAGUCUUGCCUCCCCCAAUCCAGUCUUCGAUGCCACAAGACGUGCAUUCCAAGCGCGAUGUAUUCGACGCCACUUAUGCGGGCUCCAUAACUCGACCACUUCUUCCACCCCUGCGAUCUGACUCGCGCACGAAAAGGAAUCCGCCAAGGUCCCUGCGAGAUUAUCAAGGCUCUGAAACAGAGCAUGAGCGAAAAGCGCGGCUGCGAGCAUUGUGGCUUAGCCUGCCCCAAAAUGUCACCGACCACAAUCCGAAGGUCGACACACAGGAAGGCCAUUCUGCUGCUUAUCAGCCAUUAACGAAAGAACGAGCUCAACGGCUCCGAGACCUAUAUGAAAGCGAGCUAGCGCGGGAAUGUAAUGGACAUCAGUGGCUCUUUCAGGGUGCUGUUGUUGAUUGGGAGGGCUUCUUGAAAUACGCAGAGUCGAAAGAGGAAGAACUAUGGAAGGUAUUCCACAAUGACCUUGAUCUUGAUGGCAAUGGAAUGCUUGAUGCAACGGAGCUGCAGCAUGCCUUGACCAGUGCUGGUAUCGAGCUCGAUUCGAAAACACUUGCAGACUUCAUGGCUUUUUUGACUUCUUCAACCCACUCUCGUCCGAUUAGUUUCCCUGAGUUUCGCGAUUUCCUUCUCCUCCUUCCACGUACGCCCUCUGUCAGCGAGAUCUUUCAGUAUUAUGAAGUUUGCAAAUAUCUGGGCGACGAUGGCCGUGGCUCCGCUCGAGUCAACAUGGAAGGCGAUGUGAGCCUGAGUGCCGAGGAUAGACCUCCAGCAAAGCAUCAUGGGCGCAUUGCCCAAGGCCCCAUAGAGUCAGGCACUGGAUCUGAAGCAUCCCCGCCAAUUUCACGCGAUAUGGAACCAACCGAUGGCCAGAUUUCCGUCUCCGACGUCAUUGGCGAGGGUGAGGAGGAAGAAGAGGAGCACGAGACGUGGCUAGGAGGAAGUAUGGCACUGAAAUUUCUAUUCGCUGGAGGCGUCGCUGGUGCAGUGAGCCGUACUUGCACUGCACCCUUCGACAGGCUUAAAAUCUAUCUCAUCACUCGAAAGGUUGACAACGUAGGAAGUUGGAUGAUACCCACCCGUUCCCAUGGUGUGACGGUGAUUGCCAACGCAAUGCGAGGUAUCUACUUGGAAAGCGGGCUGUUAGGUUUCUGGAUUGGAAAUGGACUGAAUGUUGUCAAAAUUUUCCCUGAAUCCGCCAUCAAAUUCCUUAGUUACGAGGCCUCGAAACGGAUGUUUGCCCGGUACUGGGAUCAUGUGGAUGAUUCGCGAGAUAUCAGUGGCAUCAGUCGCUUCAUGGCAGGUGGCAUCGGUGGUAUCACCAGCCAGCUAGCAAUAUAUCCCAUUGAAACUGUCAAAACUCAACUGCAGAGCACGUCCGGUGGUCAAAUAAGAACAAUGCUCGCACCGACCAUGAGACGGAUGUGGGCAGAUGGAGGUGUUCGAGCUUACUAUCGAGGCCUGGCUGCGGGCUUGAUUGGUGUAUUCCCAUACUCAGCGAUCGACAUGAGCACGUUCGAAGCUCUUAAGCUCGCAUAUAUCAAGGCAUCCGGAAAGGAAGAACCAGGGGUCUUAGCUCUGUUGGCUUUUGGCAGCGUAUCUGGAUCUGUCGGAGCAACAAGUGUUUAUCCCAUCAAUCUUGUGCGUACUCGGCUGCAGGCAAGUGGAUCUUCUGGACACCCUCAACGUUACACCGGUGUGUGGGAUGUGGCACAGAAGACAUAUGCAGAGGAAGGGUGGCGAGGCUUCUAUCGGGGCUUAGCUCCAACCCUGGCGAAGGUUAUACCUGCAGUGUCAAUCUCGUAUGUAGUAUAUGAACAUACCAAAAGAAGACUUGGGGUUUAAAGAGAGGGCAAUGUAUUUAUAUCUACACAUUAGAAUUGGGUCGGGUAACGAGUUGGAAGGCAAUUCAUAUAACCCAACGAACUAGCGAUGCAGUUCACGCGCAUAUUCCUACGAGAAAGGUGCGAUGAAUCAUGUAACAAAGAGCAUUGCCCUUAAAAAAUAAGCCCAACUCGGCGAGGGCUUUUUAUGGUCCCGAUUUGCUUUGGGGACCACACAAGAUAGGUUUCGUUUUCGAAGUGGGUAUCCCGUCGGAGUUGGUAUGCUCAAGUAUUUGCUCAACGGGAGGUUCCUGCGUGAGGGUGGAACUCGAAGUUGUAGGUGUGACUGUGCGCAGAUCGUCCCGACGUGGGGACCAUGCCAUUGCAGGACCCGUUGCCCGAGAUGCAAACGCUUUUUUUCUUGCCUCGACUAUAUUUUCGGCUUGACUUUUGGCUUUCCGCUCUCGUUGUCGGUCAAUGAGACCAAAGAUCGAGCGCUCACAUAAUGUAUAAAGGCCGGAAGUAAACCAGUAUAACACAACGGCCCCAGGCAUAUUCAGGGCCACAGGAAUUGCUACUAUAGCGAGGGAGCGCAUACCGAACGUCAGGAAGAUACGGCGGUUCGUCCACAAUAACGAACGAAGAUUCUUCAUUUCCAGCCUUUUGGGGUGGAUCGUUGCAGGACCUGGUCGUCCUAACUCAAUAUUGGCCAGCGUUAUCAACCCAACUGCAAUUGGCAUGACACCAGUCGCAUCGACGCUGGCCAGUGACCCAAACGUCAAGAAGGAUUCGGAAACAAGGGGAGUCGGAGGUGUUGCUGCUGCACGUAGCCACAAUGUAAGAGCCAAAAAUAACGGUACAUUUACGACAGCAGGCAGCACGAUGGUUGCAAGAGGACUGGUCCCGUGCUUCUUCAUGAGCCCCUUGCGCUUUGCCGUCAUUUCAGUAGACAUCGCCGCUUUGAAUGCUUCCCUUGUUCCUCCAUGCCUCAAUAUUUCUUUGCUCAAGCGUUCCCGUAGCAAUGAUGCUUCUUUCGACAAUUCCGGCUGCACGAACGUCUCCAGCCGGCGAGCUCUCCUCCGGGACCAUAGAACGAAUGGCAGAGAAACAGUGGUUUUUGCCACAGUAGUACCAAGAAUGAUAGUGGUAGCAUAUGCCGGCCAUCCAAUGGGUAAGGGCAACGAAUUGGCCAGGGC